Messenger RNA from Acanthochromis polyacanthus (spiny chromis), 2330 nucleotides. It is a transcript of the gene scpp1, whose product is annotated as secretory calcium-binding phosphoprotein 1. Bases 886 to 1686 code for a protein of 266 amino acids. The transcript has 9 exons. NCBI's taxonomy places the organism in Eukaryota, Metazoa, Chordata, Actinopteri, Pomacentridae. The record is from RefSeq and is a predicted model, not a curated record.
AAUUAUCAACCUCAGGGAGGAAAUGCAGAAGUCUUUAUUUAGGCUUUCUACUGUACAUGCCCCGUUUCCAAGAACUUGUUCUGUUUCCACUGCCAAACCAAAAGGCAAUGUGUUACGAAAUAUACUUUUGAGGGUUUUUUUAUUCAUAAAUAAAUAAAUUAGUGCAUUUAACGUUAAUGAGGUGUAUAACUCAGGAUAUGUGAAGCUGCAAGUUCAGCCCUUAUUAUUAGAAAAAUACCACAGGGCUAAUUUUCCCAAUUUUAGAUGUCUUUUUUAGAUUGCCACCCCUGCAUUUCCUCUAACCUGUUCUUUGUAAUUUAAUAUUUGACAAAAACAAAACUAUUAACAACAAAAAAAAGCAAAGAUAAAAACCUUAAUUUCACCGGAAACAAGCAUUACGCUGUCUGGAACUUCUUUUUUUUUCCCUCUCUGAGUGGGUGAGUUUGUUUUUUCAGCAGGCCACAAACCCUAUGGUUGAGUAUGCUACACUAUAUUUCACUAGACUUCAGAGGGGGUGGAGGAAAUUUACUGACUGAAUGAAACAGUUGUGCGUGUGUGCGUGUGUUUCUGUGUAUGCAAAAUCUUGAACGUGCCAGUGUGUGUUUGUUUUGAGCUCGCUCUCCGGAACAAAUACACCUUCGCAUGUCGACAAGAUGGAGACGCCCGGAAGGAAGUGAUGCAAUCGCCGUAAUGGAGGCGACUUAUAUAGAGUGCUCCUCGGAGUUUCCUACAGCAAAUCCACACAUCGAGCUUUUACUGCCUCAACCACCAGCUUCCAUACGUGGCUCAGAACAGACUGGAAUCUCCUGUUUGCUGCUACAUACCAUCUACCAGGACCACUAACAGCACCUUUUCCAGAAGCUCUGACUCUAACAGACAGAAAGAAUGAAGGUUACCGUUAUAAUUGUGUGCCUGAUUGGAGCAGUCUUUGCCAAUCCAAUUUUACACAAUGUUUCUCUGGCGUCAAGUCAGCUUGACUCAAACUCAACUGAAAGUUUGUCUGUUUCACAAUCAUCUGAAAAUGAUACCUCAGAGCUUCAGAGUUCUGAGGAAAACACCUCAAAUCAAAGUUCAGAGUCAGAAUCAGAAUCAUUGGAAUCCACAUCAGAGGACAAGACUUCAGAGGAGAGUGACAGUCAGUCAGAUGAGGACGACGCGAAUGACUCUAUGCCUGAAACCCAAGACGACAGCAUGGGUAGCGAAGAGAAUGUUCGAAAGAGUUGGGCGCGAGUGUUUGCAAGCGUAGUCAAAGUCCUGAGCGCAGAGGACAACAGCAGCACAGAGGUCAGAGGUCAGCCGGAGUCCCUGAGCAACGAGCUGGUGGAGAAGCAGUCCAAGAGUCGCACGAACCUGGAGAACCCCACGGACAGCAGCGACACCUCCAGCAACAGCGCCGACACCAGCGACAGCGCUGACACCACGGCGGCCACCAGUGACAGCAGCGACAGCACCAGCGAAGAAAGCGACGAGAACACCAGCAACAGCAGUGAAGCCAGCAAGAGCGCAGAGGACAGCAACGCCAGUGACAGCUCAGAGCUGGCACAAAUCAAAGACUGUGUGAACGGCACGCAGAGCUGCGAAAGUGAAGAGUAUUUCUUCCAGAACAUUGGGGAUGACGGCCAUUUCUCAGUGGACAAUCUGAUGGUGCCGGAGGAGGAUGAGAGGCAGUUGAGCCUAAGAAGAUGAUGACAUGUGCAGCUUUAAGCUUCCCACUAUGAACUACAGCACUAUUACACGACCAGCCUGAAGAGUUCAGGAUGACACAUUUGCUUUUGCCCAUUGCUUCUGAACAUUCAUUUUGACAUUAUGUUACUUGUAGCUGAAUAUUUUUUUAAUGCGUGUGAAUAUUAUUAUGGUGAUAACUACAGCAUUUACUUUGUUUUGAUAAUAAACAAUAAAGAAAUUAUAUAACCACAAUAUUGGAGGCUCAAAUGUUUUUCUACGCAACAUAUCGUACUUGCACAGUGUCAAAACGCCAUGAAUGAUUUUGUAUUUUUGCUACUUAUUUCAAUAUGUUAUAUGAGGAAAUAUUGCCCUGUGUUUGAAGAUUUAAUAAACAAAACAUGCAGUCUCUAAUAUAUGAUUAGCUAUAAACAAGCAGGAGUUAAUAUGUAAAAGGGUCAUUCCAUAAUUGGAGGGCAUGUUACAUCCCACUCAUCAAAUUUCAAAUAAUCCAUGUACAAAAUAUUAAAACAUGCAGUUGUUAUGUAAAUGUACUUGUCCACAGAUCAAAUCUAAAAUAAAACUAGGCCGAAAAUGCCAUUUUUCUCUUGUUGCACCCCUCUGAUGACCAAAUUGUAUCUCAAAUAAAACAGUUAAAAUGAAUUUAA